ACUCACAAGAGGGAGAAGCUGGCUGGCGGUGCUGAAGAUGGCGGAUGGUGACAGUGGGAGCGAGCGCGGUGGCAGCAGCCGCGGAGGGGGAGGUGGGAGCGGGCACCAGCCCUUCCAGAGAGAACAGGAGACGCAGGAGCUGGCGUCCAAGCGCCUGGACAUCCAGAACAAGCGCUUCUACCUGGAUGUCAAGCAGAACAACAAGGGCAGGUUCAUCAAAAUUGCCGAGGUGGGGGCCGGGGGCUCCAAAAGUCGCCUGACCCUGUCCAUGUCAGUUGCGGCGGAGUUUCGCGAUUACCUGGGAGAUUUCAUAGAGCACUACGCCCAACUGGGGCCUAGCAGCCCGGAGCAGAUCGCCCAGUCCUCGGUCGGAGAGGACGGUGGGCCCAGGCGAGCCUUGAAGAGCGAGUUCUUGGUCCGGGAGAACCGUAAAUACUACCUUGAUCUGAAGGAGAACCAGCGGGGGAGGUUCUUGCGGAUCCGACAGACCGUCAACCGAGGGCCCGGGUACGGAGUAGGUGGGCCGGGAGGAGGUAUGCAGGCUGGUCAGACCAUAGCCCUUCCGGCCCAAGGCUUAAUAGAGUUUAGAGACGCCCUUGCAAAGCUUAUAGAUGAUUAUGGUGGAGACGACGAGGAAUUGGCCUGUGGAACGGCGGUUGGGGGCUAUGGGGAGCUUCCUGAGGGCACAUCCAUCAUGGUGGACUCUAAACGGUUCUUUUUUGACGUCGGGUCAAACAAAUACGGCGUGUUCCUGCGAGUGAGCGAGGUCAAACCGAGCUACAGGAACUCUAUCACCAUCCCGUUCAAAGCGUGGGGAAAGUUCGGAGGUGCUUUCAGCCGGUACGCGGAGGAAAUGAAAGAGAUCCAGGAGCGACAGCGGGAUAAAAUGUACGAGAGAAAAGAGGAAGCAGUGUCACCUCCCACAACAAUGUGGCCUGGUAUCAAGAGAGUGGCAGGCCUAUUAACCAAUUGGCAACCAGAAAGGACAGUCUCUUCCUACUGUGUGCGUCCCAUGCUGCAGGAGCCUGCUUCCCACUUCAGAACAGUUUGCACAUAUAUUAUGCCAAAAUGUUGAUGUGUUUUUUUUGGUACGUUUGGUCUUCUGCAAUGGUUUUUUCGGGCUGUUUGUGCACAUUUUUUCUCUCUAAUGGAAGCAAGUCGGUAGCCCCUUUUGACAGAUUGGACAACAGUAGGCAUUUUUCAAUUAAGUGAUUGUUUUCAUUCAACGAAAGACUAAUCGCUUUAAUGGCAAUUUUUUUUAUUUGGGAAAUACUGCACCAAAUGUCUUAGGCUUAGUAAAAACAUCUCUGCAAAAACAUCUAAAUGAAUGACAUACUGAGCACGGACAGCUGAAAAAACCCUUGCCAUAGGCCAAAAUGAACAAAAACAUCAAUUUCAUCCUAAUAUAUGCGCAAACUGAUUUGGGUGGGAAAGCAUGCGGACGCCUUUACACACACACCACGGGAGCCUUCUGAUAUGGCCAUUGGAAUUGAUCACUGGGUGAAACCCAGUGGAGCUGCUACUACUACUGUCACCCAGCCAGCCAAGAGUGUGUAGGGCAUCAAUGAUACGGUGCCAACACUCUGUCUCAGCCCAGGCAUCAGCACUGCCACACCACCGACCUUACACUACGCCUCUGGACAGUAACAACAGGAUGAAUGUUUUACAAAGACAGCUAUAUUGAAAGAAAAUGGUGCUUAUGAUGAGAUGAUAAAAAAAACUUUAAAAAACUAGCUUACAAUAUUUUUUACCUUAAAAUACCUUAAAGAAAAUGAAAAUAUAUUAAUUAUAGAAGUAUAACGCAGGCUUAUAAAACAUAAUUGUCCAUUUUUUUUUUUCUUUGUUUAUUCUCACUUUCAUUUGUUGGUUUUCUCCCAGAGAGUGAAAUAAAUAACACUUCUGUGAUUAAAAAAUAUAUAUUAAUGCAACAGAUAUUGUGAUUGUGUACUAAAAAAAAAAACUCUUUCUCUCCCUCUUCCCUCCUCCCCACUCCAACACAACCAGCAGCUGCUGAAAUGUUCACUUACUCUUCUUCUUAGGUUGAAACGGGCAGACACUUCAUCCUCUCAAGUGUUCCUUUAAGUAUUAGUUAUUAGGCUCCUACACAUCUAUCAAACUACAGCCAGUUGGAAUAAUUGGCACCGUGUGUAGUCCCAGUUGGUCUCCGUUUCUCAUAGUUGUUCCCCAUUUAACAUGUGGAACCGGCCAAGGGCAAUUGGUCUGAGAUGGGGGGGGGGGGGGGGGGCUGCCCAACACAUCACCGGUAGUUUGUUGGCUGUGGACUCGUUGGAUAGACGUGUAGGAGCCUUCAUAUGACACAUUAUAAACUCCGAGCUUGAAGUUGCCUUCAGUUUAACUUGUGCCAUUAAUUAUGUUGCCUGUUGUCAUCAAGGCAAUUAGGUUUCAUUUUUGUACUUGGAAAAGACUACUAAAUAGUGUACUGUAAGUACAUGGAAAAGCAAACUCGGGCUCCCGAUUGGCACAGCGGUCUAAGGCACUGCAUCUCAGUGCAAGAGGCGUCACUACAGUCCCUGGUUCGUAUCCAGGCUGUAUCACAUUCGGCCGUGAUUGGGAGUCCCGUAGGGCUGUGCACAAUUGGCCCAGGGUUUGGCCGGGGUAGCCCGUUAUUGUAAACAAGAAGUUGUUUUGAACUGACUUGCCUAGUUAAAUAAAGGUUCAAUAAAGAAAUUAAUUUAAAAAGUACUGCCUGACAUUCAUGGCUCAAUCGAGUUAGGCAUUUAACGUACCUUAGUAAUCCAAUUGGUUUACGAUGCUAAGAAUGUGUGUGUGGAUUCUUUGCCACUUUUUUGUUGUUGCACUUUGAGAUACCAAACACAAUGGGGUGGUUAGAGCGUUGGACCAGUAACCGGAAGGUUGCAAGUUCAAAUCCCCGAGCUGACAAAGUACAAAUCUGUCAUUCUUGCCUAGUUAAAUAAAGGUUAAAAAAAUAAAUAAAUUAAAUGUAUUAGUCUCACAGCCAA
Oncorhynchus nerka (sockeye salmon) is the source of this 2981-nucleotide messenger RNA. RefSeq names its product transcriptional regulator protein Pur-beta. Gene Ontology annotation, biological process: regulation of transcription by RNA polymerase II. The coding region runs from base 38 to 1075 and encodes 345 amino acids. Gene Ontology annotation, molecular function: DNA-binding transcription factor activity, RNA polymerase II-specific; RNA polymerase II transcription regulatory region sequence-specific DNA binding; purine-rich negative regulatory element binding. Gene Ontology annotation, cellular component: nucleus. The record is from RefSeq and is a predicted model, not a curated record. Lineage: Eukaryota; Metazoa; Chordata; Actinopteri; Salmoniformes; Salmonidae. The transcript has 2 exons.